This is a messenger RNA of Oryza sativa Japonica Group (Japanese rice), 2164 nucleotides long. RefSeq lists its product as uncharacterized. NCBI's taxonomy places the organism in Eukaryota, Viridiplantae, Streptophyta, Magnoliopsida, Poales, Poaceae. The record is from RefSeq and is a predicted model, not a curated record. Gene Ontology annotation, biological process: carbohydrate metabolic process. Gene Ontology annotation, molecular function: undecaprenyldiphospho-muramoylpentapeptide beta-N-acetylglucosaminyltransferase activity.
AAUGGAGCACGGGGGCCACGUGCUCCUGUCCUGUACCACCCCACCCGUUCACAAGCGCCCGCGCCACCCUCCCUCGCUCUCGUGCUCCCCCAUUCCGCCGUCGCCGGAAGGAAUGGCAGCCACCGCCCGCCCCGCGCCGCGGCCGCUGCCGCUGCCGCUGCCGCGGUCUCCGCUUCUACCUCGCUUCACCCAAUACAACAGCCCGGACGAUCCACCUCGCGGCCUCCGCGGCGCCAGACGCCUCACCCUCUCCCCCUCUCCCGCGCGCCGCCGCGCCCGCUCCCUCCACCUCCGCUGCCGCCUCUCCGACUCCGCCUCCGACCCCGACCCACUCCGCGUCGCGUUCGCGUGCGGCGGCGCGGGGGGCCACGUCUACGCGGCGAUCGCGCUCGCCGACGAGCUCCACGCCUCUCUCCCGUCCUCCGCCUCCCUCUUCCUCGGCGCCCCGCCCCCCUCCCUCGAGUCCGACGCGGCCGCCUCCGCGCCCUACCCGUUCGCCCCCAUCCCGCGCUGCCUCCCGCACGCGGUCCUCGACGCGGCGCUGCACCUCCGCCGCUUCCGCCCCCACGUGCUCGUCGCCACCGGCGGCGCACCGGCACUCCCGGCCUGCCUCGCCGCGCUCCUCCUCGGCGUCCCCUUCGUGAUCCAGGACCAGGACGCCGGCCCGGCCCCCGCCACCCGCCUUCUGGCGCCCCUCGCCCGCCGCAUCUUCCUGGGCUUCAACGCCCCCGUCCGCCUCCUCCCCAAGCGCAAGUGCGCCGUCUACGGGAACCCCGUCCGCAUGUCCAUCCGCAAGUGCCGGAUCUCCAAGGCCGACGCCAUGGCGAGUUUCUUCCCGAGGAUUGGGACUGUGGGCGAGGAAGGGGUGGAGGUUCUGCUCGUGCUUGGUGGUACGGAGGGGUCGCCGGAGAUCAAUGUCGCGUUGCUGAACAUGUACUACGAGAUGCUGAGAGAGAGGAGGAAUAGGUACAUCAUAUGGCAGACAGGGCCGGAGGGGUUCUGCGAGAUGGAGAGCCUCGUCAGGAGCCACCGCCGGCUACUUCUUACCCCGUUCUUGCAUGAAUUGGACAAAGCAUAUGCUGCUGCUGAUGUUGUAGUUUCUCGAGCUGGUUCUAUGAGUUGCACUGAAGUACUGGUCACUGGGAAACCAUCAAUUUUGAUACCCUUACCAACAAUGGUGGAUGACCAUCAAACCAAAAAUGCAUAUAUUAUGGCUGAUGUCAUGGGAGCAAAGGUCAUAACAGAAGAUGAACUUGAUUCUAGUAGUCUCAGAUCUAUAAUUGAUGAAGUUUUCGGUGAUGAGAAAUUGAUGUCGGACAUGUCUCAGAAGGCAUUAAGUGCAGCUCGUCCUAAUGCUUCAACUGAUAUUAUUCGUCACAUCUGUUCGCUGGUUGGCUCAUCCUGCACAACAUAAAACUUGUUUACACAUUACAACAUCAAAUGCUUAGUUACUGUGCAACAGAAUCACAUCUCAAUUUUGAGGCCUAUACUGAAGAUCUCUAGCUCUCAUCUUUCACACAAAUGGCUACAAGACAAUCUGAGCAAAAUAAAAAUGAUGGGGAAAUGAUACCUCCAGGUAGUGUUCACUUAUGUGCCACCUAUAUCAUGAUGUAGCUUUGCACAAAUAUUUCUGCAAGCAAGGCAUGCAAGAUGGCUAAAUUUCCUGUGUAGCUUCAAGAGGGCUGCGCAGCGCCUUUCUUCCACUUCGCAGCCAACUAAGAAAGCUGUGCUCCUCUCUCAAAAUCUCUUCAAAUCUGGUUGAUAUAGAUCCGUUUUAUAGUGGAUUUCGUGAGCAAUUUGAUAAGGAAAGGUUAUCUUCCUCCGGCUCGCUUUCUUUUUGUCAGUUUUACGAGAUGAUUUGGAGAUUAGGAGAUCAGGAGUUCUUUUGAGCCCGAAGUAUGACUGAGAUAAGUGUGUUGCUAAUUUAGAGGUUGGAAUUUUGUGUGGAUGAGAAUUGUUUGCAUAUGUGCAAAUUAUAUUGAAUUAUUUAUAGGAUGAUUUGGUAGGCAUUGUAAGUUUAUGUUAAAUUUUGAUAAUUUGUUUGAUUCAGGGUCAUGUUUAAAUCAUGGUGGUAAUGUAUGUUGUAGAUGGAUAAGUUUUUGUAAGUAAUAUAUGAUGGUCGAUUUUUUAUAUCGAUAAUGCUUAAUUUUAUUUUGUUAUAACG